Molecule: messenger RNA, 2613 nt
Organism: Aphis gossypii (cotton aphid)
Lineage: Eukaryota; Metazoa; Arthropoda; Insecta; Hemiptera; Aphididae
Exons: 4
Coding region: 1-2613 (870 amino acids)
Biological process (GO): DNA integration
Molecular function (GO): nucleic acid binding
Source: RefSeq, a predicted model, not a curated record
AUGAAGAAAAAUAAGUUUGAUCAUAAAAUCUAUCGUAGUAGUGAUUCUGUGUCUUCGGAAAGAAACAGUGUACAUGAACUGUCGGAAGAAUUGGAGCAGAUGAAGUGUUAUGUGGAGUCAAAAAUUGAAGACAGAAUAAAUGCAGUAAAGAAAUCAGGCAAUCCAUUGUUAGUCACUGUGAUGGUUCAGAAUAAUCAAUUGGAAAUGGAAGUGGAUUCGGGCGCAUGUGCAUCGUUGAUAAGUGAAGAUAUGUAUUUAAAAAUGUUUUCAUAUGUACCAUUAAUUGAUGUUGUAGUUAAUUUUGUAUCAGUUACAGGAGAUAAAGUUAAGUUGUUGGGAAAACUGUUGGUUAAUGUGAGGCUGUGCAAUGACGUUGAAAGCAAAUCUGUUGAAUUGGAGUUAUUUGUGAUUAAAACUGUUAAAUACCCAAAUGUUAUGCUUAAAUUAUCAAAUCAGGUAAUAAAAAAUUAUAAAGCUGAAAUAGUUUUAAAGGAUAAUGUUAAACCAAUUUUUCACAAAGCAUAUACAGUUCCAUUUAAAUUAAGAGAAAAGGUGAAUGUAGAAAUUGAUAGGUUAGUGAGUGAGGGUAUUUUGGAACAAGUGAAGUUUAGCGAAUGGGCUAGUCCUAUAGUAAUUGUACCAAAAAAAAAAAAUGGUAGCAUUAGAAUUUGUGUUGAUUGUAAGGUGACUAUAAAUAAAUUUAUACAAACACAUCAUUAUCCCUUACCUAAUAUUGAGGAUUUAUUUGCAAGUUUGGCAGGUUGUACAGUGUUUUGUGUAUUAGAUUUGUCUGGAGCGUAUCAACAGUUAGAGUUGUCAACAAGUUCAAGAGAAUAUUUUACAAUAAAUACAUUAAAAGGGUUAUUUAGAUUUACAAGAUUAACAUUUGGAGUAGCGAGUGCACCAGCUAUUUUUCAAUCCAUUAUGGAUCAGAUAUUGCUAGGGUUGGAAAAUGUGUUCUGUUAUUUAGAUGAUAUAUUGAUUGGGGAAAAAACUGUUGAAAAAUGUAAACAAAAUUUAGAGUUGGUUUUAGAUAGAUUAAAUAAAUUUAAUGUUACUAUUAAUGUGGAUAAGUGUAAGUUUUUUGAAAAACAGGUUGAUUAUCUAGGACAUACAUUGUCAAAGGAAGGUAUUCGUCCACAAGUACAAAAAUUGGAAGCUAUAAAAGAGGCUAGAGCACCAAAUAAUGUGACAGAAUUACAAGCGUAUUUAGGGUUGUUAAAUUAUUAUGGGAAGUUUAUUCCUAAUCUCAGUAGUGAAUUACAUGAAUUAUAUCAGUUGUUAAGAAAAGAGACUAAAUUUAUUUGGAGUAAUAAGUGUCAGGAAGUGUUUGAAAAAAAUGGUUCACCAUAUGGUGUUGGAGCAAUACUAUCUCAAGUAGUUGAUGGGGUAGAAAAACCAGUGUUAUUUGCAUCAAGUUCAUUAUCACCAGCAGAACAAAAGUAUUCACAGUUACAUAGAGAAGCGUUAGCAAUAGUAUUUGCAUUAAAAAAAUUUCAUAAAUAUAUAUAUGGUAACAAAUUCACAUUAUGUUCAGACGCUCAAGCGUUAAGAGAAAUAUUUAGUCCACAGAAAGGAACAGUAGUGGUAGCAGCAUCAAGAUUACAGAGAUGGGUAGUGUUGUUAUCCAUGUAUGAAUAUGAGUUUCAGUAUAGACCAAGUAAACAAAUGGUUCAUGUAGAUGCGUUGAGUAGGUUGCCAUUAAAUACAAGUACAGAUAUAGAAGAGGAUGUUAUUAGUAGAUUAUAUAUAACAAAUGAAUUUAAUUUAAAUACAACAGAUGUUGUUGAGGCUUUAAAAAAAGAUAAAACGUUGUCUAAAGUUUAUAAUUAUGUAUUGCAAGGAUGGCCUAAGAAGGUGGAAAAUGAAAUUGAGUAUUAUUUUAAGUUAAAGGAUAGCUUAGGUACACAGGACGAUUGUUUAUUUUUUGGUGAUAGGAUUGUUAUUCCAGGGGUAUUGAUAAAUACAAUUUUGAAAGUGUUACAUAAAGACCAUGAAGGCAUUGUAAGAAUGAAAAUGGCAGCGAGAAGUGUUUUGUGGUGGAAAACUAUGAAUAAAGAUAUAGAGGAGUUUAGUAAAGGGUGUCAAAUAUGUGAUCAGACUUUAAAUGUUGGUAGGGAAAAAGUUGUGUCAAAAUGGCCUAUAGCAGUUAAACCAUGGCAAAGGGUACAUGUUGAUUUUUUUCAUUUGGAAGGCUGUACGUUUUUGGUAAUAAUUGAUGCUUACAGUAAAUAUAUAGUGGUGAAAUUAUUAAAAAAAACAAAUUGUGAAUCGUUGAUUAGGGUAUUACAUGAGAUUUUUGCAUAUUUUGGAUUACCUGAAGAGAUAGUAUCAGACAAUGGUCCUCCAUUUAGCUCGUGGUUAUUUAACAGUUAUGGAAACCAAAGUAAUAUUAAAAUAACAAAAACACCUCCAUAUCAUAGUCAGUCCAACGGCUUGGCUGAGAGAGCGGUUCAAAGGGUUAAAAAAUAUUUUAAAAAGUAUAUUUUGGAUAGAGAAUUAGAGAAAUUGGGUAUUGAAGAAAAAAUAAUAAGGUUCAUUACAGGAUAUAAUACUACACCUUCAACAGUUACAGCAAAGUCUCCAGCUGACAGAGAUGAUGUAAUGAUAUGA